This is a messenger RNA of Peromyscus maniculatus bairdii (prairie deer mouse), 3778 nucleotides long. It is a transcript of the gene Dis3, whose product is annotated as DIS3 exosome endoribonuclease and 3''-5'' exoribonuclease. The record is from RefSeq and is a predicted model, not a curated record. NCBI's taxonomy places the organism in Eukaryota, Metazoa, Chordata, Mammalia, Rodentia, Cricetidae. Gene Ontology annotation, cellular component: cytoplasmic exosome (RNase complex); nuclear exosome (RNase complex). Gene Ontology annotation, biological process: rRNA catabolic process; nuclear mRNA surveillance of mRNA 3'-end processing. Gene Ontology annotation, molecular function: 3'-5'-RNA exonuclease activity; RNA binding; endonuclease activity.
AUUCCCCAGCUCGCGGCGGGGAGGGGGAAGAAGAGGCCCCGCGGUGUCCGACCCGACGUGUUUCCCGCUGGAGUUCCGUAGCCGUCUGGGUUCCGCCCGGGUCCGGAUUCUACGCGGCGGGGGGACAAGAUGCUCAAGUCCAAGACGUUCUUAAAGAAGACCCGCGCGGGCGGCGUGGUGAAGAUCGUGCGCGAGCACUACCUGCGGGAUGACAUCGGCUGCGGGGCCCCGGCCUGCGCGGCCUGCGACGGGGCGCACCCGGGCCCGGCCCUGGAGUCGCAGCCCCGCGACCAGGCGAGCAGCCUCUGCCCGUGGCCGCACUACCUCCUGCCGGACACCAACGUGCUGCUGCACCAGAUUGAUGUCCUGGAGGACCCUGCUAUCAGGAAUGUAAUUGUGCUACAGACAGUCCUGCAGGAAGUGAGAAACCGGAGUGCCCCUAUAUAUAAACGAAUCAGGGAUGUGACGAAUAACCAGGAGAAGCAUUUCUAUACGUUCACUAAUGAGCACCAUAAAGAGACCUACAUAGAGCAAGAGCAGGGAGAGAAUGCUAAUGACAGAAAUGAUAGAGCCAUCCGAGUAGCAGCCAAAUGGUACAACGAACAUCUGAAGAAAAUGUCGGCAGAAAGUCAGCUACAAGUUAUCCUUAUCACAAAUGACAAGAAAAACAAAGAAAAAGCUGUAGAAGAAGGAAUACCAGCUUUCACAUGUGAAGAAUAUGUAAAGAGCCUGACUGCUAACCCUGAACUUAUAGAUCGUCUUGCUUGUUUGUCUGAAGAAAUGAAUGAAAUAGAAAGUGGAAAAAUAAUAUUUUCAGAGCACCUUCCCUUAAGUAAGCUCCAACAAGGCAUAAAAUCUGGUUCAUACCUUCAAGGAACAUUUAGAGCUAGCAGGGAAAAUUAUUUAGAAGCUACGGUGUGGAUUCAUGGAGACAAAGAUGAUGAAAAAGAGAUACUUAUACAAGGACUUAAACAUCUAAACAGAGCUAUUCAUGAAGACAUUGUGGCUGUGGAGCUUCUGCCCAAGAGUCAGUGGGUGGCACCUUCUUCUGUGGUUUUACAAGAUGAAGGUCAAAAUGAAGAUGAUGUGGAGAAAGAUGAGGAGAGAGAACUCAUGCUUAAGACUGCUGUAAGUGAAAAAAUGUUACGGCCUACCGGUCGAGUUGUAGGAAUCAUCAAAAGGAACUGGAGACCGUAUUGUGGCAUGCUGUCCAAGUCUGACAUUAAGGAGUCAAGAAGACAUCUCUUUACACCUGCUGAUAAGAGAAUUCCACGAAUUCGGAUAGAAACCAGACAGGCUUCUGCAUUAGAAGGACGGAGAAUUAUUGUCGCUAUUGAUGGUUGGCCUAGAAAUUCUAGAUAUCCAAAUGGACACUUUGUUAAAAAUUUAGGUGAUGUUGGCGAGAAAGAGACAGAAACGGAAGUUUUGUUGCUUGAGCACGAUGUUCCUCACCAGCCUUUCUCCCAGGCUGUCCUUAGCUUCCUGCCUAAGAUGCCGUGGAGCAUUACUGAGAAGGACAUGAAAAACCGAGAAGACCUGAGACAUCUGUGUGUUUGCAGUGUAGACCCUCCAGGAUGUACUGAUAUAGAUGAUGCCCUGCAUUGUAGAGAACUCAGUAAUGGAAAUUUGGAGGUUGGUGUUCAUAUUGCUGAUGUUAGCCAUUUUAUCAGGCCAGGAAAUGCACUGGAUCAAGAAUCAGCCAGAAGAGGAACAACUGUUUAUCUUUGUGAAAAGAGGAUUGACAUGGUUCCAGAGUUGCUUAGCUCAAACUUAUGUUCCUUAAGAUCCAACGUUGACAGGUUGGCAUUUUCCUGUAUUUGGGAAAUGAAUCAUAAUGCUGAAAUCUUAAAAACAAGAUUUACCAAAAGUGUAAUUAAUUCAAAGGCUUCUCUUACGUAUGCUGAAGCACAGAUGAGAAUUGAUUCAGCAGCUAUGAACGAUGAUAUCACCACUAGUCUCCGUGGAUUAAAUAAACUAGCUAAAAUUCUAAAAAAAGGAAGGAUUGAAAAGGGGGCUUUGACUCUGUCUUCUCCAGAAGUUCGAUUCCACAUGGACAGUGAAACUCACGAUCCAAUAGAUCUACAGACCAAGGAGCUGAGAGAAACAAAUUCCAUGGUGGAAGAAUUUAUGUUACUUGCAAAUAUUUCUGUUGCAAAAAAGAUUCACGAAGAAUUUUCUGAACAUGCUCUGCUUCGAAAACAUCCAGCUCCACCUCCCUCCAAUUAUGAGAUUCUUGUUAAGGCAGCCAAGUCCAAGAAUUUGGAAAUUAAGACUGACACAGCUAAGUCUUUGGCUGACUCUUUGGACCGGGCUGAAUCCCCUGAUUUCCCAUACCUGAACACUCUUUUAAGGAUAUUGGCCACUCGCUGUAUGAUGCAAGCUGUCUACUUCUGUUCUGGGAUGGACAAUGACUUUCAUCACUAUGGCUUAGCCUCCCCAAUAUACACACAUUUCACUUCUCCCAUUAGAAGAUAUGCAGACAUAAUUGUUCAUCGGCUGUUGGCUGUGGCUAUUGGGGCUGAUAGUACUUAUCCAGAGCUGACAGAUAAACACAAGCUUUCAGAUAUAUGUAAAAAUCUCAAUUUCCGGCAUAAAAUGGCUCAGUAUGCUCAGCGUGCAUCAGUAACUUUUCAUACCCAGUUGUUUUUCAAAAGCAAAGGAAUAGUAAGUGAAGAAGCCUAUAUUCUCUUUGUAAGAAAGAAUGCAAUUGUGGUGUUAAUUCCAAAGUAUGGCUUAGAAGGUACAGUUUUUUUUGAAGAAAAAGAUAAACCAAAGCCACGGCUUACUUAUGAUGAUGAGAUACCUUCACUCAGAAUAGAAGGUACAGUGUUCCAUGUGUUUGAUAAAGUUAAAGUGAAAAUCACAUUAGAUUCAUCAAAUCUUCAACAUCAAAAAAUCCGCAUGGCCCUUGUAGAACCACAGAUACCAGGAAUAAAUACUCCUCCUGAUGUUUCCGACACGGAUCUCAGUGGGCCAGGGGGGAAGAAGAGGAAACUUGAGAAGUAGCUACGUGCAACAGAAAACAUCCAAGACGGAUUACCUUCAACAACAAAACUGCAAGCACACUUAGAAGCUCGUGUGCUUGUUAGUUACUUUUAAGUACAUUUCAAUAAUUUUAAGAAAUUUGCAUUUUUAUUGAGUUGCUGACUGAAUCUGUCUUACACUGUGCUUCAGCAACAACACAAAUUAUGCAGAAAAAUUCAUUUGAAUAUCCAUCACUUAAAUGGCAACAGAAUAGCGACCUCAGGGAUCGGUGAUGAUCAUUUAAAUGGAGUACUCAUCUGCUCAUUGAAGAGCAGAUUAAUUUUAUAUUAGUACUUUAUUGACUAUGGGGGAAAACUGUCAAUUUCUGAGGAAAAUAACAUUUUAGAAUCAAAGAGCAAGCCUUUCUAAAUCUUGAGCUGUCAGUGUAUUUGAUCUUUUUACCAAUUUAAUUUCCCUAUUUGCAGCACUGUGUUCACAUGUAUUUUCAAAAGCCUCCUGUACUUUACUAAUGGUCCUCAAACAAUUGUGAAUGUUUGGGGAUGAUAAGAAAACAAAAUCUCAGGUAUCUUGACCUGAAUGGGAACAUUGUGAGUUUUGUUAAAAGGUGGUAAGUUCAGUCAUCAUUAUCCUUAAUCUCUGUUGCCAAUGUUUCUCUCAAACAAGGCAUUACCCCUCAGAGGAAAAACCGAUGUGGAAAUGUCUGCUUUCUUACAAAAACAGAUAAUGGCCUUUGAAUUUUAAUUAUAUCCAAUUAUAUAGGAAAGGAGGGAUUGUAUUAAAGACAUCAAAAGGA